This is a messenger RNA of Cottoperca gobio, 1982 nucleotides long. RefSeq names its product Sp5 transcription factor a (gene sp5a). Gene Ontology annotation, biological process: regulation of transcription by RNA polymerase II. The transcript is spliced from 2 exons. The record is from RefSeq and is a predicted model, not a curated record. Gene Ontology annotation, molecular function: RNA polymerase II cis-regulatory region sequence-specific DNA binding; DNA-binding transcription factor activity, RNA polymerase II-specific. Lineage: Eukaryota; Metazoa; Chordata; Actinopteri; Perciformes; Bovichtidae. Bases 136 to 1263 code for a protein of 375 amino acids.
UCGGAGAGAGGAAGCACUGAAGAGUGGAGACCUGCUCGACGCGAUAUAUUUUUUUAACAGCGAAUGCACACAUUUAUAUAAAUUAGUGCUUUCAUUUUUAUUUGUUUUCAUCGAGAGGGAGGAGGACGUUGUACCAUGGCAGCGGUGGCUGUACUGCGGAAUGAAACACUCCAGGCUUUUCUUCAGGAUCGCACUCCAAACUCUUCUCCAGAGAACUGUAAGCACUCUCCGCUGGCUCUCCUGGCUGCCACUUGUAACCGGAUCGGGCAUCACCACGGAUCAAACCACACAGAUUUCCUCCAGGUCCCUUACGACCCAACUCUGGGCUCCCCUUCGCGUUUAUUUCACCCGUGGACUAACGAGGGAACCCCUCAGAGCAGCCUGGCGAGCAACUCCACUUUCGGACUAUCCUCCAAGCACCAGCUGACUUCGCACAUCCAGAGCUCCUUCAGCUCGCACCACGAACUGCCCCUCACCCCUCCGGCGGACCCCUCGUACCCCUAUGACUUCUCCCCCGUGAAGAUGUUACCUUGCUCCAUGCAGUCUCUGCAGUCCUCCUGCCCUCCCACCUACGUUCCCGCUGUCAGUUACGCAGCCCCAACUCCCAUUCCGUCCGCCAUGCCAAGUUUUGUCACGGGACCCUCCGGCCUUGUGCACCAGCAGCAGAGACAGUUGUCCCCAAACCCUGGAGAGGAUAUUCCGUGGUGGAGCCUCCAGCAGGGGAACCACGUCAGUCACUCUGCCUCCCUUGGUCACCAUCGCUUCCAGCUGCAGAGGGGCUUGGUUCUGGGACAUACGGACUUUGCGCAAUAUCAGACGCAAAUCGCGGCUCUGCUGCACACGAAGUCCCCUCUCGCGACUGCGCGGCGGUGCAGGAGGUGCAGAUGUCCGAACUGCCAGUCCUCCACGUCCAGCGACGAGCCUGGGAAGAAGAAACAACACAUUUGUCACAUACCGGGAUGCGGGAAAGUGUACGGGAAAACUUCUCACCUCAAAGCGCACCUGAGGUGGCACUCUGGAGAGCGGCCGUUUGUGUGCAACUGGCUGUUCUGUGGCAAGAGUUUCACCAGGUCGGAUGAGCUGCAGAGACACCUGAGGACUCACACGGGGGAGAAGCGCUUUGUUUGCCCGGACUGCUGCAAGAGGUUCAUGAGGAGUGACCACUUGGCAAAACAUGUCAAAACUCACCAGAACAAAAAAACCAAGUGCCAAGACAAGACACUUGACCAUGUCAAAAGGGAGGACACGAGGAAUAUGUUGUAACACACCUUGUAGUCGUUUUAAACAGUAGAAAUCACUAGUGCAAUACAGUCAGUCCUACAUUAGUUAAAGUACACAGUGAGCUGCAUUUUUAUAGGACAUUUUGUUUAUUUUGUUGGUUGAUUUCUUACAUCCUGACAAUAGUAUCUAACAUCGCUGGUCUGUGUAGCACAUUUUUGUAUAUAUAUAAAGUUUCAUAAGUUAAUUUGGGACCAUGGAGAAGUUAUAGCUCAUGAGUUUGAAUUCACUGUCUAUAUCAUAUCAAAGAAGACAAGUUUUCAACUUGUGUUUGAUCAUUGUCUUCGCUGGAAGAUUUCACUCCCCUGUAAAUUAUAUUUAAUAGCUUUUGUUGAAUGAAAGUGUCCGUUCUUUGCUCCAUAUGGGGUGUUUUUAAGCAUGCUCUUGAAAAGAUCUGCUAUUGUUGAUAUGACCCAAAUACUGUGUGAGAAUAAAGAUUAUAACAUUUUCCUCAACUCUUAACUCGAAUAAUUCCUUUGAUAUCCCUCAGUUAUAUGGGCGAUGAGACAAUCAGGUGUUAUGUGUAAAGACAGAUAUUCAGUAGCCUAUUACUUGGAGUAGUGUGCCUUAUGAGUUUUAAAACCCAGUUAAUAAUUACUACUUUAUUUAGUAAAAUCUCAAAUUUAAGUGAUUUGAGGAUUUGACAGGAGAAAGUGUGCUGAUAUUUAGUUCCCCGGCUGUUGGUGGUGUUCAGAAAGGAGUAU